Penicillium brevicompactum is the source of this 396-nucleotide messenger RNA. RefSeq lists its product as uncharacterized. The transcript is spliced from 2 exons. The coding region runs from base 1 to 396 and encodes 131 amino acids. The record is from RefSeq and is a predicted model, not a curated record. Lineage: Eukaryota; Fungi; Ascomycota; Eurotiomycetes; Eurotiales; Aspergillaceae.
AUGGAUGCCUCGGAAGUUCUUCGAAUUAUUGGUGCACUCAAUACACGCACCGUUCAAGCAGAACGCCGCCAAACGAGAGCCGAGCAGGAGCUAGUUGCCAUACGGGAGGCGCUCAGCCAAUCCAAGAGCGAGUUGGAGGAGAUAGUCCGGCUAACCGAGAUUCUUUAUGAGGUCAAUCGGCGAAUGGGAUCCAUGAUAGAUUACCUGUUCACAGAACAUGGUAUCAAGCAUGGUUAUGAGGAUGCCAAGUCAUUUGAUUUGAUGUUUGAUUUGGUGGUGAAGCGGCUGGAGGCGGAGUCGCAGGAGCCUCCCAAGUGCGACGAUAAAGCCGGAGACCUCACUGGCAGCCGUGUCUCCGCACCUGCGGAGGUCAGUAGUAGGAGUGGUGUGAACUGA